Molecule: messenger RNA, 1174 nt
Organism: Ceutorhynchus assimilis (cabbage seed weevil)
Lineage: Eukaryota; Metazoa; Arthropoda; Insecta; Coleoptera; Curculionidae
Source: the annotation of a GenBank genome assembly
GUCGAUCACUUGAUGUCAUUAAUAAAUAGCCAUAGCAUUUUCUCUCUGCUAUAUUUACGAAUCUUUGUAACACUCGGCAACGCUGUGAUAUUGCAUUGCACCGAAGCGUGCGUAAACCGUCGAUCCUCCCUUCCCGCAGUUCCCGCUCGUUACAGCUGCGGUUAUUGAGCCGCCCGCCCGACCUCCUCCAGCCCAGCGCCAGCUGUGCGGCCGCCGCAUCGAUAGCGUCACGUUUCCCAUAGAAAUCAAACCUAUUGUGGGGCGAAUUCAAUUCUAACAUGGGCGAAAUUGAAUUUUACGAUAGCGAACAGUUAAUUACCGAAGUGGAAAAACGUCCUUCACUAUAUGAUAAGAAUAUUAAAGAGUAUAACGAUAAAAAUGUGAGAGAAAAGUUGUGGCGGGAAGUGUGCGAAGCGAUUAUAAUGAACUGGAAGGAAGUGAAUCCAGAAUGCAAGGAAAAAACCGCAAGAGACAUCCAAAGAAAAUGGAAAAACAUCCGCGACUGCUUCCGAAAAGAAAUAAACAACGAGAAAAAAUGCAAAUUGGGUCACGGAAAACGCAAAAGACGAAAAUAUAUUUUCUACGAUAGACUUUUGUUCUUAUUGCCCAGCAUGCAAGAAAAAGUGAAAAAAUCGAACGAGUCUGACAAUUCGGAAAAUGAAGCUGAAGAUAACGUUGAAACCGAAGAAACUAGUGCUGAGCAAAACACUUACAGGCCGCCAGUUUGGAGACCGCUCACGGGUCGCCAUAGACACCCUGUAUAUGUUACCUAUGAAGAUUCAAAUGCACCAUCGAAUAUUGAUAACAAUGAUAAUGACGCCAUGUCUGAAGAAAUUAAAGUUGAUCGAAAGGAACCGAUAAAACAAGACGAAAUUGAUGAAGAUAAAUAUUUUUUGUUGUCACUAGUGCCAUCGUUUAAAAAUUUAACUGCUGAUCAAAAAUUUUCUGCUAAAAUUGAAUUUUUGAAGAUAUUACGUAACCUAAGUCAGUCGUCCAGCAGGAGUCGCAGAACUAGAAGUCCUUGUUCUAGUGAACCUAGUGAUAGCAUUGCAAUAUUGAAACAGGAAAAAGCUGAUUUUUAAUUUAGUCUCUUUACAUUAUGUACCAAUUACCAAUGUAUGUAUUUUGUGAACAUAGUCACAAGUUGCAAGAAUAAGAUUAAAAAUAUUUAAAC